CCUGUUCAGCCACAGGUCGACCUGUUCCCAUGGUAACACUGAUUGUUCUCCAUCAGAACCUCAGCUUCUCCCACUACAACACCAGCAGAGUGACCAACACCAACGGUACCGUCACUUCCACCACCACAGCUCUGCUCUCAGCUCUCAACAGCACACAGGUUGAAUGUUCAGUAUUAGUGCAAACUGCUGCUCUCAGAGAGCUGCUGGUCACCGUUCCUGGACUCACAGAGACGUCUGAUGAUGGUUUGGAUGUAGAACCUGGUUCAAAUUACAUUAUUAUUGGAUUGUUUGUGGUGGCUGGAUUAGUGUUGGCGCUCUGUGUUGCUGCUCUCUUCUUUGUGCUGCUCAGAAAACAGGCAGAGAAAAGGAAACAUAAAGAUACAUCAGACAUCAACUCUCAGGAACAUAAAGAUGCAACAAAAAUCAACUCUGUUAUGAUGAAUGAAGAAGCGUUGGACAUGUUGAACGGAACACUCAUGGAUGGAGAAGAGAAGAAGAACAGUACAGAAGAGAGAAUGGAAGACAACAGGGUCAUUGAAGACCCUGUGGUACUCGAAUCAAUAUACGUCUCCCGAUAUAGUUCACCAGGCUUAACAAAACGCCACAACAGAGACCAGGAGUCAUCAGUCAAACCAGCAGUAACGUCUGACUCUGAACAGGUUAACCAAGGAAAGAAAAUUAACUGACCCACCAGUUUGUGGUGGAAGAGAUGAAACAGCUACACCUGAGGUCAAAGGUUGUGGGAAAAGAACUUAUUGUGAAGUUAGGCUCCUUGUUAAGAUGUUCCGGGUACAUCAGGAGGACAGGAGACCAGAGGAAGAACCAGGACGCCCUGGAGGGACGACGUUUCUCUUCUGGUCUGAGAAUUUGGGAUUCCCCCAAAGGAGCCUCCAUGGCCUGACCCCAGGUUAAUAGGAAGAUGAUGGAUGGAAUGGACGAUUAAUAAAACAAAAACUUUGUAAUAAUUUCAACACCACCCUGAUUUGAAUGAGCUAAAUCAUGAAUAUAAAUAUGCAUUUCAUUUAAAUAAAAAGUAAAAUGCAUUUUUUAUUUUAAAUAAAAAAUGCAUUUAUUUC
Messenger RNA from Poecilia latipinna (sailfin molly), 1076 nucleotides. RefSeq lists its product as uncharacterized. The record is from RefSeq and is a predicted model, not a curated record. The transcript is spliced from 7 exons. The coding region runs from base 30 to 686 and encodes 218 amino acids. NCBI's taxonomy places the organism in Eukaryota, Metazoa, Chordata, Actinopteri, Cyprinodontiformes, Poeciliidae.